Molecule: messenger RNA, 1908 nt
Organism: Ceraceosorus bombacis
Lineage: Eukaryota; Fungi; Basidiomycota; Exobasidiomycetes; Ceraceosorales; Ceraceosoraceae
Source: the annotation of a GenBank genome assembly
AUGUCCGAGUGGGUGGCCAAGGAGGACGACUUCCAUCUGCAACAGAGCAGAAAACGAGCAGCUAUCCGGGUCAGGGAAGGUCGAGCCAAGCCUAUCGAUCUGUUGGCUAUCAAUCUCAAGUGGGCCGAUCCAAAAGUAUUGCGGGAUAAAGACUCCAGAGACAGGGACGAGGGCGACGAUGAGGAGGACGACGAAGCUGGUCUGGAAAUUGAUCUCGAGGAGCCGUACCUGAUCUUUGAGGUGAGUGGUCUGGUUUUGGCGCCAAUGUCGGCAGCCAUGCCGACAUCUCUACUCCUCUCGCAGAACCUUUCCCUCGACGAGGUGGAAGAGCUACAUCAGGACAUCCAAAUGUACCUCACGCUUGAGAAGAAUCAGCAACAUCUCGAUUUCUGGAAAGUAAGUGGUACUUUGGUGCCUCCAGUGCGCGUCUACCGAGCUGAAGGCACCCGUUGCACUUUGCCUGCUCUGGCAGGCCAUGGUCAUUGUGUGUGAUGACAAGCUCGACGAGUUACGGAUGGUUGAGGAUGGCGCAAACCCUCAACAAAGAUCAUUGGACCCAGCUGUCAGGUCAGAGAUGGAUACUAUGCUAGGCAACAAGACACAUGAGCAGCUGGUCGGUCUGCAGGAUCAAGUUCGAUCAAAGUUGAAGUCUGGAGAGUCGAUCGACGUCGAGUAUUGGGAGGGCCUGCUCAAACAGAUUGUCGUCUGGCGCGCGAAGGCUAGGCUCAGAGAUCAGCAUGAAAACGUUUUGGCCAAUCGCAUUGCUUACCUGAGAAAGAGGCAGAGGCUGGAAGCAGAGAGGAUGCAAGAGGAACUGAGGGCGCAGAUGCAGGAUGGAGAAGACGAUGCCACUGGCCAAUUUGAAGCGCAACAGUUGCCAAGUGGGGCCGAUGCUGACGAGGACCAAGCGGCAGAAGCACAGGCUGCUGCUGCGGAGGCGGAGCUCCUUCGUAUACAGACCGAGUGGGACGAAACGAUGGAGCCGGGCUUCAUUGACCGAAACAGCCUUCCCUACGCCGACCGGCAGGUAGCAGUCGUCGACCCCGAUGAGGAUCGCGUCAAGUUGCUAGAGGCAAGACGCAAGGUUCUUGGUGCGCGCUUCGUCCCUCGCAAUUCUGGUCCACGUCAUGCCAGAGGAGAAGGCGAAGAUGCGGAUGCGUCGAUGUGGAAGCAGGAAGCUUCCAAGCCUAUGGAUGUGGAGGAGGAAGCGUUCAACAAUGCCGAAGAGCUGGUUGGUAAAUCUUAUCAGUGGGAAGACAAGUACAGGCCCAGGAAACCGAGGUAUUUCAACCGCGUGCACACGGGCUUCGAGUGGAGCAGGUACAACCAGACGCAUUACGACUCGGUGGAGAAUCCGCCUCCAAAAGUCGUGCAAGGUUACAAGGUGAGCAUCGAUCGGCGCUUGACCUGAGAUCUUGUUGAUGUCGAUGCCAUCAGCACUCCCCGAGGCCUGUUGCUGACCCCGCCCCUUACCGCUCGUGCCUUUUCCUGCUUCCCGUUCAGUUCAACAUCUUCUAUCCAGAUCUCAUCGACAAGAGCAAAGCUCCCACAUACCGCAUACGCAAGGAUCCGAACGAUCCCGACACUGCCAUCAUCAUCUUCAUUGCUGGUCCUCCUUACGAGGACAUUGCCUUUCGCAUUGGUGAGUGCUUGUAUCGCGCCAUCAUGGCCCGGGAUGGGGGACUGAAUUGUGUUUUGUGCGUGCACAGUGAACAAGCCUUGGAAUCUCGCCCAUCGGAGAGGGUUCAGGGCUAGCUUUGAUCGAGGCAUCAUGCAGCUCUACUGUGAGUUUUGUGCCUUUGCAGAGCGGCUAAAUAAGCUUUCAACAUCGAGACUAGUACUUGAGCUUACUUGCCAUCUCUCUCACACCAAACAGUCUCGUUUCAGCGCAACUUCUAUCGCAAGUGA